AUGGACACCUCCAUCUACACUCCCCACCUCCUCUUUUCUUUCAUAUUUUUCCAAGAACAUUUUUGCAUUGUCCCCCUCCUUUAUCUUCUUCCACAAGAAAAAUCACGAUCUUUGGUGCUGCCUGAACCACCACCGCUCCUUGGUUUUCCAGAACAUACGGAUACAAUGUUUUAUUUCUCUUGGGUUUGCACAUCCGGCCUCAAUCCGGUCUUCUUCAGGUUAAUGGACGAGAGCAUUAAGGAAACAUUAACGGACCACAUUUGUUGCCUCUUGACAAGCUACUGA
Lactuca virosa is the source of this 285-nucleotide messenger RNA. NCBI's taxonomy places the organism in Eukaryota, Viridiplantae, Streptophyta, Magnoliopsida, Asterales, Asteraceae. The record is from the annotation of a GenBank genome assembly.